GAGCUCUAGUCACAACAGUCCCAAUAUAUCGUUGGAACUCAAUUUCCUAUCCGGUGACACCUUUUUUUUUUUUUUUUAACUUAAUGAGGCGUCUUGAUACCGAGAAGAGACGGACGCUAAUCUUCUCCAGACAGAGAGGAGAGAAGUCCGCGGUUCACGCAUCCUCCACAGCAGAUCAUCCGAAAGGGCCGACCGGCUCCAUCUCCAGCUCCACCGCGGCCUGCUGAAGCCUCCGCUACCGCAAUGGCACACGGAUGCGGAGGGAUGCAGGAACGGCGCGAGAUGAGGAGAGCCAGCUCGAGACCUGCGGUGAUGGGGCUACGGCAAACGCUUACAGAACUCUGAUAAGAGAAAAUAAAACCCUACAUACAGCACGGCGUAGAAUGUUUUAUCGCAUUUGUGAGACAUUAAGUGCGUUACUUAAUAUGAUCAAACAAAUCCUUUAUUAACAGCUCAGUUUAGCUCAACCCGAUACAGGUUCGUUUCUCCAUUCGUGAAUUGACAAAGUAACUAUUUGGUGAAAGUUCUGUGAAAUAAAAUGCCGUCCCCGUCCGACACGAGCAGCGCGGCGUCGCUUUCGGGCUCGCGCGCCUUCACGGGGAGCCGCAGAGGCACUUCCGGCAGGGCGAGGGCGAGCGCGCGCGUGCUGCUCUACCUGGGCCUGUGUCACCUCGCGCUCGGCGCCAUGGUACUUGCGUUCAGCUUCACGAGCCUGGCGUUCAGCGCCUCUGCGCGGGUGCGACAGUCCUGUCCGUUCUGGGCUGGUUUCUUCGUUGUGGCUUCUGGAAUAGUAGGAGUGAUAUCUUGGAGGAGACCCUUCACACUGGUGGUAUCACUGUUCAUGCUGCUGUCUGCCGUGUGUGUGAUUCUCAGUCUGGCUGGCUCCAUGCUGUCCUGCCAGAAUGCACAGAUGGUCAAAUCGUACCUCACCUGCCAGGUUGAGCAUGGUCUGUGUGUAUGUUGUGACCCAAAACAGACAUGCUCUUUGAUGGAGGAUGAGACUUUAGUACUCUACCUACAUGCCGACUGCCAUUCGGUACGGCACCAGCUCAAGGACCUGCUGUUUAGUGCCUGUGGGCUUAGCAUACUCUCUACCAUCAUUUGCACUUUGUCAACGGUCACCUGUAGCAUCCAUAUUUUUUCUCUGGACUUGCUUCAUCUGCUGGCUCCUCACCGAACACGCUCGGUUAACCCAGAAUGCACCACGCCUCAGGAUGCCUUUCUCACUAAUAUGAUGGACUUUGAAGAGUUUGUCCCACCCAUCCCUCCGCCUCCUUACUACCCCCCCGAAUACACCUGCAGCUCUGAGACUGAUGCUCAGAGUAUCACAUAUAAUGGCUCAAUGGAGAGUCCUGUGCCGCUCUACCCUACAGACUGUCCUCCUCCAUAUGAAGCAGUGAUUGGGCAAAGGGACCCCAGCCUGCCAACUCCCGCUGGCGAGCCUUCUGCCGAGAGAGGAACCUCUGUGGCUUUCAGUGGGGAAGUGUCAUGUGACAGUGGCUCUCUGCUGAUGUCUGAGAUUGUAGAUAUUCCAGAUGAUAGUUCUCCAUCAGAGGACUCGUGUGUGUUGGAGGUGGCGUUUGCAGUGCGGGCACGGGGGAGAGGGGUCAGUGAGGGAGGGGAGGGCAUUGACUACAACAUCCCACAACCACCCGGGGCUCGCUGCUGCUUUAGAGGUGAAAGGUCCAACUCCUGCUCCUCUCCCAGCACCUAUAACACCUCCACCUUUAGGUCUCCAGUAAUGCGACGCCAGGCCCUGCUUGCCUAUAGUUGUUCUCAGUUAGAGAUGCUAGGUGGUGCUGCUUCUACACGCUCCUCAGUUCCAGAAAUCCUGGUGUGUCCAUGUGCUUCAUCUCGACGAGGCUCUUCCUCUGAUGCAACCAAUCCGCGAGCUUUGCCCACCUCAGGUGUUACUCGAGAUCACCAAUGCAGCGUGGCUCCCGGGCUCCACCCAGUCCCUUGUGUCCAUUGGCGAUGUGGCCGAGACAGUAGGGACAGUGAAUCCCUCCUCCCCUUGGUGAGGUCACACAGUGAACCGGGACUGAGCUCCUCCACUGAGACAGGUGAUUUUACUGUCUCAAUAGGCAGCAAAGGAGUGGGUGAGGGUGGCUCCCACACCUCAUCAGAAACAGGCAGAUCGUCAGCUUGUCUGCUGCGACAGCGAUCUCCUCUGGUGUCCACUGGUACGCUGCCAAGGAAGGGAAGCCUGAAAGUUACCACAGAGCAGCUACCUUCCAAACAGCCGCUGACCAGCUCUCUGCGUGUCCACAAAGGCUGCACUCGAUCUUUGGGAGACCUCAAGGUGACAAGAGUGCUGGUGCAGCGCUUACUACAGAGGUCCAAACGAAAUCUAGCCCCUGCCUCCGAGAAUGCUGGGAACUGUGGCCAGAGACCCAAAAGGAAAGUGGGAGGGGAGGGAAGCCUCCCGUUCGAUCAGGUCUUGCGUGCCUCUUGGGGCGCCAGCAGAGGGCAGCAAUACCAGCAGCGUUCCCACCACCAUCGCCGUGGGCACCACCAUUCUCACAGCGAGGGGCACCCUGUCAUCCGUCACAGUGAUCCUGACCCUGCGAGGACAGAGGGCAUCCAUCUGCGCAGCUGCGGCGACCUGAGCUCGAUGUCAGUCGUGUCAUUGCACCGGCUCCACCCACAUGUGCAUAUCUCAUCCGGAGCGCUGCAAUUCGACUCAUCCCUCUGAGUAAAGGCAGAGCUUGUUUAAAGCAGAAAUACAGUGGAGAGGAGAGUUUGUUGGAGGCAGAGGGAGAUCAGAUGUAAUCGAGAUGGUAACUGAGAAACAAACUCGUCUCACUUUGACUACUGGACAGUCAACAGAAAGACUUAAAAACGGGGGAAAUGUAUCAUUUGGGGUUUUACAGGCGGAGUUCAGAUGUAAAGGACAUUCUUGACUUUUGUUAAUUGUGAUGGAAUCAUAGAAUCAUCUUAGAAAACUUGAGAAAUAUUUGAUAUCCUCUCACAAAUACUGAGAUAUCUUGAGAAAACAUCGGAGAAACAAUUAGAGGAAUCCUUAGAGAAAUCUUUUGAGAAAACCCUUUGAGAAAUGCUUACAGAUCCCUUUAUAUAAAAUGGACUCCAGACCCAUGGCUGCCAGUGCCUCAACAACACGGUGGUG
Ictalurus furcatus (blue catfish) is the source of this 3127-nucleotide messenger RNA. It is a transcript of the gene entrep3, whose product is annotated as family with sequence similarity 189 member B. The coding region runs from base 539 to 2695 and encodes 718 amino acids. Gene Ontology annotation, cellular component: membrane. The record is from RefSeq and is a predicted model, not a curated record. The transcript is spliced from 14 exons. NCBI's taxonomy places the organism in Eukaryota, Metazoa, Chordata, Actinopteri, Siluriformes, Ictaluridae.